UAGGACUCGAUUGUGUGGUAUAAUUGAACCUUUCUCGAGCGGUAACACUGGCACCGACUGAAAAUGCAAGAAGGGGGCGCCAAUUGUAGCAUGUCAGAAUUUGAAAGAGUUCCAAUGUCGAGCAGCCUGUACAUCCGUCACUCUCGUAAUUAUGUCGAAGAUGUGUCAGUGGAAGUCUGCAAUAUAAUGUCCCGGCUGGGGUACGGAGAGGAAAUCAGAUGGAGACGUGUUGAGAAGUACAGGGUAAACGACAUGCUGUUUACCGCAAGAGCUAAUGAUGAAACUGUCAUCACAGCUGGCAGUAGUGCCGAGGGUCUUGUCUGCGUACAUGAAAGCGACCUUGACCGUUUAUUCGUGCUAAACAAUGUCCUCUGUGUGGAAGACGGAGUCGAUAUUCACACUAUACCGACUUACAUAGAAGUGUUUAGGAUGGAUACAUUUGCAUACCCAGGACACUGCAGAAUGCUACUGGAGAGAUUUACUUUCACAUAUUGUGCUAGUAUUUAUAAAGCUCUGUGUCUUGACGGACAAGGGAACGCUUUGCUAAGCAGUAAAUUAUUUCUUGAUGAAGCAAAACAUAGAUAUAACGGAGAACUUCCAAAGAAACGCACAGGGCCCGCACUAACGGUAUUCACUGGAGGAGGAAGCACUUUCGACUUAGUGUUCGCAAUUCGUUGUCAAUGUCCCGGCAUCCUGCAGAGAUGGGCUCAACGAUCUCGAUAUUGGCCGCCACCAAAUGUCGUUCAGAAAGUUGUAUCAUCAGAAUCUUUUCUUUGUCCCGUAGGAUGUAAAAGCAGUAUAAACGAACAUUUAGAGUGGAGGAUUUGCUUUAACAUAGGCGAAACGGAACUCGUUCACAAUCUUAAUGGCACUCAGGCAAAAGAGUAUGUAAUUCUUAAAAUGAUUGUCAAAGAGGUACUGAAACCAAACAAUAAAGAAAUAACGUCCUUUGUGUUGAAAAAUAUAAUAUUUUGGCAGGCUGAAAGCAAUUCACCCUCUAUGUUUCAAGAAAGAAAUUUGAUCCGUUGGUUACAUGACGCUCUGAAAACACUCAGAACUGUCUUAUCAUCAAAACAGCUUCCAUACUACAUGAUUCCGGAGCGUAAUCUGAUGGAAGCAUGUGGAUUGCAGGAUCAACAGCAGCGUAAAUGGGUGGCAGAUAUCACGGACAUGAUAGAAGAAGGUCCGAGAGUGAUACUUCGGUUGCCAAGGAUACGGCAGGCCAUUAUCUGUCACCCAGAGCCGCUGCUGUGGUUCAGCAGGAGAAGGAUGGAGCUGGAGUUGCUGGAGCUGGAGUAUAUGAACAGACACGUGCAAUGUAUGGAUGAGGACUCGGAGUAUGAUGACACGGAUAUCAUCCUGCAGGCGAUAUAUUGGCGGCAGAGUCAGAUACUAUGGGAAGUAAUUCAAAGGAUGUUUAUUGAAGGCAGCGCUGUAAAUGAUCGUGAUAGUGAUGAAAUAAAGCGCAGAAUAUUGAUGUAAAAA
This is a messenger RNA of Dreissena polymorpha, 1485 nucleotides long. RefSeq lists its product as uncharacterized. Bases 64 to 1482 code for a protein of 472 amino acids. The record is from RefSeq and is a predicted model, not a curated record. Lineage: Eukaryota; Metazoa; Mollusca; Bivalvia; Myida; Dreissenidae. The transcript has 3 exons.